This is a messenger RNA of Cyclocybe aegerita, 507 nucleotides long. Lineage: Eukaryota; Fungi; Basidiomycota; Agaricomycetes; Agaricales; Hemipholiotaceae. The record is from the annotation of a GenBank genome assembly.
AUGAGUCGGUAUUCGCAGUCUACCUACACCUACACGAGGCAAGCUGGCGAAACCAUGUCCCUGACCUUCAACGGGACUUUCAUCGGAAUAUACGGAGCGAAACGGCCAGGCUAUGGGCUGUAUCAGAUCGAGCUCGAUGGGAGAAAAUACCCAGUCUCGAGCGCUUACUCGGAUGUGCCCUUGUUCAACCAGACGCUGUUCAGUGCCGAUUCUUUGAGAUAUGGGCUACAUACGAUCAAAUUAGUCAACGCGGGGAACACCACGUUGGAUGUCGAUUCUGUCGCAUUCGAAGGCAAAACCGGGAGGGACGAUGAAGAGCUUAUCCCGGUCACCACGCAAGACAAUGAGCUCCCGUUCUCGUUCUUGCCGGCUUCAGCAUGGAGGCCAUCGCCACGUCCAGGUGCAUUCUCCUGCAGUAGCGCAAUGGUCACUAGCGAUCCAUCUGCGAGGGCAGAAUUCAAAUUCAGAGGUAUCUGUCAGACGUCAUCUCAUCUGAAAAGCUUGUGA